Naegleria fowleri is the source of this 1317-nucleotide messenger RNA. RefSeq lists its product as uncharacterized. Gene Ontology annotation, biological process: protein secretion. Bases 1 to 1317 code for a protein of 438 amino acids. Gene Ontology annotation, cellular component: endoplasmic reticulum membrane. The record is from RefSeq and is a predicted model, not a curated record. Lineage: Eukaryota; Heterolobosea; Eutetramitea; Acrasida; Naegleriidae. The transcript has a single exon. Gene Ontology annotation, molecular function: guanyl-nucleotide exchange factor activity; protein binding; GTPase activator activity.
AUGAGCUCCAAAGAAACACUCAAAAACGAAUCGUCGGAAGACGAUCAUCAAAUAAUCACAAAUUCCUCCUCAAAUUCAACUCCACCGCCAUCAAAGAGUGAUCUGAAAAUAUCAAGUCCUUCAUCACCUAAUGAUGGAGUCAAGGUUGAAAGGGUUUCCGAAGCAAAAAAUCAAGGCAUGAUUGUACCAUGUGAAUUUGUCGUAUAUGCUACACUGUUUUUUGGAGAUUUCAGUCGAGUUGUUGUCGGUGGAGGAGGAGGACAUGGAAUUCCAAACAAAAUUAUGGUAAUGAAAUUCAAUUAUGAAGAGAAUGGAGAUAAGGCACUAACAGUAGAAUGUGACCACAGCACUGAAAGUGAUGUUGUUUGGAACUUAAAGUACGAGAUGGUAAAUGAUACUCCAUUCAUUGUAUUCACUUCGCUCGAUAAAUUACAGUUACUGAGAUAUGAUUUUAAAGAAAAGAAUUUCACAGUAUUGGACUCGAAGCCAUUAUUUAGCAGCAGUGAAGAGUUAGGAAAGAAGAUUUGCGAUAUCAAUUCUAAUGGUUUUGUUGUUGCAAAUGAUGACUAUAAUUCUCUUCAUGUGUUUCAUAUAGAGAACAACCGAUUAGAACCUGUGUAUGAAAUGAAAAAUGUGACUAAAAAGAAUAUGAGUGAUUUAACAUUGGCUAAUGACUCGAAUAAUACUCUUGGAAUUGUUUCAGAAGACAAAACUAUACGAGUUUUUAGAAUGAACAAGGAGAAGCAAUACGAAGAAGUUUUUUCAAGUUCAAUUCCAAAUAUUACACAGUAUCCAAAGCAGGAUGUGAAGCAUUGCUUGUUUCCCAAGAAUUACAGCUCAAGUGAACUACUUUUCUACACAUUGCAUACAUCUAGAUCAAGUCCAACUUUUGUGUCGUGUUUUAAGGUGAAUGAUGGUGCGGUCACACUACAUUCAACCAGAGAAUUCAUGAAAAGACCUGCGACUGCAUUUUCAGUACUGAUAGGAGACGAUGGCAAGGAGUAUAUUUCAUUUGGAGUGGAUGGAGGCAUCCAUUUGUACAAAGAAGGGAAGCAUAUUGGGAAAAAGCUGAACAUUCACAGCGAAGCCAUCACCUGCAUUGACAUUUGCAAAGAUCCUUAUCAAAAACAAAAGGGCACUGGUCUCAAAAAGAAAAAACAACAUGUCCAUGUAUGCAGCGGGGCUAUCGACCGUUCAAUUUCUGUGCAACAUUUGAACGCCAACAAAAAGAUUUCUACUUCCAUUUUGACCUACCUUCUCUACGUGUUAGCACUUGUAGUCCUGAUUUUGGCCAUUCUUUAUGUAAAGUUAAAGUAA